Scleropages formosus (Asian bonytongue) is the source of this 1500-nucleotide messenger RNA. RefSeq names its product ALG5 dolichyl-phosphate beta-glucosyltransferase (gene alg5). The transcript is spliced from 10 exons. Gene Ontology annotation, cellular component: endoplasmic reticulum membrane. The record is from RefSeq and is a predicted model, not a curated record. Lineage: Eukaryota; Metazoa; Chordata; Actinopteri; Osteoglossiformes; Osteoglossidae. Gene Ontology annotation, biological process: protein N-linked glycosylation. The coding region runs from base 230 to 1207 and encodes 325 amino acids.
UUCUCUGUGACUGGAAGUGAGCUUCGGUGCAGAUGCCCGUAGCACGUCAUGUGUUCAACGGGAACCGGUCUGCUGUGAACAUGUUCAUUUCUUGACAGAACCUCUUCUCCUGCAGGGCCUAGUUUUAGUUUUGCUGCAGCUGGCUUGUUUUCGGGCUCUUAGCAGCCAGUGAGCCAGGCAGCCUUAGACUAAGUGUUUCGUUUUGCCCUGAAUCAAUCAAUGGAGGAGAAUGGAUUUGGGGUUCUUUGAGUUCAUUCAGCUACUGGCUGCCUUGGCAGUGUUUGUCUUGAUUUUGGUUGUACUGAUAGCCCACUUCAGUGCUUCCAUGAUCAUGGCUGACGUGAAGCGUCACAAAAAUGAGAAGUACUUCUUUACCGAAGACGGAGAAAUGGAAGCCUUCCCCAGUAUCGAAGACCCCCAUUCUCGAGAGCUCUCGGUGGUCGUGCCCUCCUACAACGAGGAGCUCAGGCUGCCUGUGAUGAUGGAUGAAGCCAUGGAAUACCUGGAGUCAAGACAGAAGCAACAGCCAUCGUUUACCUAUGAAGUUAUUGUGGUUGAUGAUGGCAGUAAAGACAAGACCACUGAGGUUGCCUUAGACUACACUAGGAGGUAUGGUGCUAGCAAGGUCAGGGUUUUGACUCUGGUAAAGAACCAUGGCAAAGGUGGGGCUGUGAGGAUGGGUGUGCUGAGCUCUCGGGGGAAGUUCAUUCUGAUGGCCGAUGCUGAUGGUGCAACAAAAUUUGCUGACAUUGAGAAGGUGGAAGCUGGCCUUCGGGACAUCAGCCCAAAACCGGAGAACAUGGCCAUUUCCUGUGGAUCCAGAGCCCAUUUGGAGAAGGAGUCUGUGGCUCAGCGCUCCUUGUUCCGAACAUUCCUGAUGUACGGCUUCCACUUUCUUGUGUGGUUUUUCUGUGUAAGGGGCAUCAAGGACACCCAGUGUGGCUUCAAGCUCUUCACUCGUGAGGCUGCACAGAAAACUUUUUCUGUCCUUCAUGUGGAGCGUUGGGCCUUUGAUGUAGAGCUGCUGUACAUUGCCCAGUGCUUUAAAAUUCCCAUAGCAGAAGUUGCUGUGAAUUGGACAGAGAUUGAAGGAUCUAAACUGGUCCCAUUCUGGAGCUGGCUACAAAUGGGAAGAGACCUUGUUUUCAUUCGACUUCGCUAUCUAACGGGUGCCUGGAAACUGAAGUCCCCAAGGAAAGCAGAGUAAAAUGUGCAGGAUUGUGAACUUCAUUUGCUAGAGUCAUGAAGGCAGGAAGCAGCAUAUGUUUCUGGAGGGCGGCAUUGUUUUGCUAAGGGAUUCUGGCUGUUUUUCUAUAUAUACUGUAUAAUCUAUGUGUGUACUUCACAUAGUGUUUUCUGUUAGUCUUUGUAACAUUAGUGAGAUGAAAAAUAUGGAAAAUAUUUUUUAAUGAUUUUAUAUUUUCAUUUUUGAGCACUUCUGCCUGUAAAUGCCAUUUUCAAAUUGAUUUUCAUUUCAAAGGGGUGUCUGACUUCAGAAAA